AUAGGGCAGAUAAAUUCUAGAGGAAAAAAAAAAAAAAAAAGAACAACCGAAAGUGAGAAUGCUAAGGUUGCCACUCUCACUUCCUCUCCCCCUUUAGCGCAGAACAUCUUUGAAUACAGUACUUGCAGAGGGGCACCCACCGGGAGAGAAGAGCCUGGUGCCCCAGGGACUCGGCCCUGCCAACGGUUCCAGUCAGUUCAUCAUGCUUUCUCAGGGCCUCCGCUGGCUGCAGAACAUGCCAGGAUGAUUCCUCCCUUCUGCCUGGCUGGGACAUUGAUGAUGGCUUUGCUCCUCUCCUGCCUGAGACCAGAAAGCUUGGAUCCCUGUGUGGAGGUAGAUCCUAACAUUACCUACCAAUGCAUGGAUCAGAAUCUCAACAAAAUCCCUGACAACAUCCCCUCUUCAGUCAAGAACUUAGAUUUGAGCUUCAACCCCCUGAAGACCUUAGGAAGCCAUAGCUUCUCUAAUUUUCCAGAACUUCAGUUGCUGGAUUUAUCCAGGUGUGAAAUUGAGACAAUUGAAGAUGAGGCAUAUCAGGGAUUACAGCUGCUCUCAACCUUGAUACUGACAGGAAACCCUAUCCAGACUUUAUCCCAGGGAAGUUUUUCUGGACUAGAAAAUUUACAAAAUCUGGUGGCUGUGGAGAUAAAACUGGCUUCUCUAGAGAUCUUACCUAUUGGACACCUUAUAACCUUAAAGAAACUUAACGUGGCUCACAAUCUUAUACAUUCCUUCAAGUUACCUGAAUAUUUUUCCAAUCUGACUAACCUAGAACACUUGGACCUUUCUAAUAACUAUAUUCAAACUAUUUCCCACAACGACUUACAGGCUUUACGUGAAAAUCCCCAGUGCAAUCUCUCUUUAGAGCUUUCCUUGAACCCAAUUGACUUUAUUCAACCUCGAGCCUUUCAAGGAAUUAGGCUCCAUGAACUGACUCUAAGAAGUAAUUUUAAUAGCACAAAUGUAAUGAAAACUUGCAUUCAAAACCUGGGUGGUUUACAAGUCCAUAGGUUGAUCUUGGGAGAAUUUAAAAAUGAAAGGAAUGUAGAAAGUUUUGACCCCUCUGUCAUGGAAGGGCUGUGCAAUGUGGUCAUUGAUGAGUUCCGGUUAACAUAUGCAAAUGAGUUUUCAGGUGAUAUUACUGAUUUCAAUUGCUUGGCAAAUGUUUCUGCAAUGUCUCUGGCAAGUGUGUAUUUAAGACACCUAGAAGAAAUUCCUAAAUAUUUCAAAUGGGAAACCUUAAAAGUCACUAGAUGUGACCUUGAGCAAUUUCCACCUCUGAAGCACCCCUUCCUUAAACAUUUGACUUUUACUACCAACAAAAGGACUACCAGUUUUAAAGAUAUGAAUCUGCCAAACCUCACAUAUCUAGAUCUCAGUAGAAAUGGACUGAGCUUUAGAGGUUGCUGUUCUUAUGAUGAUUUUGGAACAAGUAUCCUGAAACACUUAAACCUCAGCUUCAAUGGUGUCAUCAGUAUGAGUGCAAACUUCAUGGGUUUAGAACAGCUGGAAUACCUGGAUUUUCAGCAUUCCACUUUAAAGAAGGCCACGGAAUUCCCAGUGUUCUUAUCACUUGAAAAACUGCUUUACCUUGACAUCUCUCAUACUAACACCAACAUUGACUUCAAUGGCAUGUUUUAUGGCUUGACCAGUCUCAACACCUUAAAAAUGUCUGGCAAUUCUUUCAAAGACAAUACUCUUUCAAAUGUCUUCACGAAUAUGACAAACUUGACAUCCCUGGAUAUUUCUAAAUGCCAAUUACAACAGGUAUCCUGGGGAGUGUUUGACACACUCCAUAGACUUCAGUUACUAAAUAUGAGUCACAACAAACUACUGAUUUUGGAUCCAUUCCAUUAUAAACAGCUGCACUCCCUCAAAACUCUUGAUUGCAGUUUCAAUCACAUAGAGACUGUCAAAGGAAUACUGCAACAUUUUCCAAAGAAUCUAGCCACCUUAAAUCUUUCUAAUAAUUCUUUUGCUUGUACAUGUGAACAUCAGAACUUCCUGCAGUGGGUCAAGGACCAGAGGCUGUUCUUAGUGAACACUAAACAAAUGACAUGUGCAACACCUGUAGAAAUGAAGGACUCCUUGGUGUUGGAUUUUAGGAAUGCCACCUGUUAUAUGCACAGGACCAUCAUCAGUGUGUCGGUGAUCAGUGUACUUGUGGUAUCCACUAUAGCGUUUCUGGUUUACAAAUUCUAUUUUCACCUGAUACUUAUUGCUGGCUGUAAAAGGUACAGCAGAGGUGAAAGCACCUAUGAUGCCUUUGUCAUCUACUCCAGCCAGGAUGAGGACUGGGUGAGAAAUGAAUUGGUAAAGAAUUUAGAGGAAGGGGUGCCCCCCUUUCGGCUCUGCCUCCACUACAGAGACUUUAUUCCUGGUGUAGCCAUCGCUGCCAACAUCAUCCAGGAAGGCUUCCACAAGAGCCGGAAGGUUAUUGUGGUGGUGUCUAGACACUUUAUCCAGAGUCGCUGGUGUAUCUUUGAAUAUGAGAUUGCUCAGACAUGGCAGUUUCUGAGCAGCCACUCUGGCAUCAUCUUCAUUGUCCUGGAGAAGGUGGAGAAGUCCCUGCUGAGGCAACAGGUGGAGCUGUAUCGCCUUCUCAGCAGGAACACGUACCUAGAGUGGGAGGACAAUGCUCUGGGGAGGCACAUCUUCUGGAGAAGGCUUAAAAAAGCUCUGUUGGAUGGGAGAGCCUGGAAUCCAGAGGAAACAGCAGAGGAAGAAAACAAUCAACAAGAAGCAACAACUUCCACCUGAGGAGGAUAAAACUCUGGGUCCAACACUUCUGUUUACAAGUAUUAGAUGUUACAGCUCAUCAGGGGUUCUGCUGUAGGCAAGGAUCCCCUGGUGCACAAGGUACCAAAAGUCUGGUAACCUCAUGGACCUUACAGAGCAGAAAGACAUAAUACUGAGAUCAAACUCCAUACCUUCCAGGCAUAUUCUUUAGUGAACUCUGGCAAAGAAUCAUAAUCAAAAAUCUCAACUCCUAUCAUAUCAAACUGAAGAAGAGGCUAAGCCUCAGUGAGAGUAGAAAGGAGCAUUAGUCUUCCCUUGACCUUUUGAAUAUAAAAUAUAUCAUAUACUGUGUUUCAGCUACCUUAAAUGAGUUUUGGUAGUUUCAACUGAACAAAAUGUUUGCUUACUUUCCCAUUUUUUCUACUGAAUAUAAUUAAAUUCCAUUGGCUCUCUUUGAGUGCCUCUGUUUCAAAA
Peromyscus eremicus (cactus mouse) is the source of this 3213-nucleotide messenger RNA. RefSeq names its product toll like receptor 4 (gene Tlr4). Gene Ontology annotation, cellular component: membrane. NCBI's taxonomy places the organism in Eukaryota, Metazoa, Chordata, Mammalia, Rodentia, Cricetidae. Gene Ontology annotation, molecular function: lipopolysaccharide binding; protein binding; transmembrane signaling receptor activity. The record is from RefSeq and is a predicted model, not a curated record. Gene Ontology annotation, biological process: toll-like receptor signaling pathway; immune response; defense response to Gram-negative bacterium. Bases 244 to 2760 code for a protein of 838 amino acids. The transcript is spliced from 3 exons.